AACUCCGCCUGAUAGGUUUCAAAGCAUAAAAUUUGAUGCCUUCGCAUCCAGAGCAGAGCUUUUUAAGGCAGAAUCGAAAUAUUGGAAUGAGAUAAUAGGACAAUAUGUUGAUACUUUACGCUGGAAAGAGAUGAGAAUGAGAAAUGUUAUGGACAUGCGAGCUGGAUUUGGAGGGUUUGCAGCAGCAUUGAUUAGUCAGAAAUUUGACUGCUGGGUUAUGAAUGUUGUUCCUGUUAGUAGCACAAAUACCUUGCCAGUUAUCUACGACCGUGGAUUGAUGGGAGUUAUGCAUGACUGGUGUGAAGCAUUUGACACCUACCCAAGAACCUAUGAUUUUCUGCAUGCUGCCAACCUUCUUUCUGCAGAGCGCAAAAGAUGCAAUGUGUCAUCUAUUAUGCUUGAGAUGGACCGAAUACUAAGACCAGGAGGACGGGUAUACAUCCGCGAUUCUAUUGCCAUCAUGGAUGAAAUUCAAGACAUUGCCAAGGCAAUGGGGUGGCAAGUCACAUUGAGAGAUACAUCUGAGGGGCCUCAUGCUAGUUAUAGAGUAUUGGUGUGUGACAAGCACCUGCUACAUGCUUGAAACAAAAUGGGAAGGUAUGCAUAAACAUGAAAUGGAACACAUGUUUUGCUUUGAUCCUACAAAUAGUGGAAGUGAAGUCAUACAACAUGAAAUCCUGUUUGUCAUUUCAGAAAUAUAGGAAGAUUUUAAGUGGCUAGUAUCACUCACUUGUUACUUAAAGAGGUCAAAAAGUGAUGAGUGUUGGAAGCAUUUUUUUGGUUGAUACUAGGCAUGAGAUGCGCGAUCCCGAAAAGCUGGGUAAGUCAGGUGCAUCAUCUAACUUAGUUGUAACAUUCAAUUUAUUUGUAUAUUACAAAGCUAUUCCACAUAUAUUCAUUGUUGAUUAUUCCAAAUAGAACAAAUCAUCUAUGUACGAUUUUGAUACAUUUUUCCCAUUGAUUUAUAAGUAGUUUCCAAAUAAGGUAUA
Molecule: messenger RNA, 989 nt
Organism: Arachis ipaensis
Lineage: Eukaryota; Viridiplantae; Streptophyta; Magnoliopsida; Fabales; Fabaceae
Source: RefSeq, a predicted model, not a curated record